This is a messenger RNA of Macroventuria anomochaeta, 1758 nucleotides long. RefSeq names its product P-loop containing nucleoside triphosphate hydrolase protein. Gene Ontology annotation, molecular function: ATP binding; ATP hydrolysis activity. Gene Ontology annotation, biological process: protein import into peroxisome matrix. Gene Ontology annotation, cellular component: peroxisomal membrane; cytosol. The record is from RefSeq and is a predicted model, not a curated record. Bases 1 to 1758 code for a protein of 585 amino acids. The transcript has 3 exons. NCBI's taxonomy places the organism in Eukaryota, Fungi, Ascomycota, Dothideomycetes, Pleosporales, Didymellaceae.
AUGCCAGCUGCCAGGUCCACUCCUGCUGCCACUCAGGAGCACAGUGCCUCCAUGUUCAGUAACUUCAAGUCUCACUGCGAUGCCAAACGUGUCGACACCAAGACCACUACAUUGACGUUGUUUCGUAAUGCUUACGAAGACUACCAUGUCACCGAGGUGGAAGCCAAGAAAAUUGCGCUGUUCGAGUAUGCUGCCACUGACAAGGCGUUGCUGAACUUCGACUCCGACGAUGAGCAAUUCAAUGCUACGAGGGACUGGCGUGCUGUCGGGGAGGGCAUUGAGAAGAAGAUGCACCCUGGGAGAUUGACAGAUGACUUCCGGUUUGCAAGGUUCCAGUACAUCUGGGACGACAAGGAGUUCCUCGUCUAUUACGUGACCUGGCAAGAUAUGCUCUCCCAGCCAACGAAGCUCUUCUACAUCCUGCAUCCACGCUUCAAGUCACACAUCGUCGACGGCCACUGUCAGGAAACCGACGCCCUUAUCCUCGCAGCCGGCAACUGGACCUCACAGCUUCAUGACGAGAUCUUUGUCUUCGACAACGGGCACUGGGACAAAUCAAAAGAGCUCUGGAAAUCCGUCUCAGGAGCCUGCUGGGCCGAUGUCAUCCUUUCGCGUAACAUGAAGCAAAACCUCAUCGACGACGUGCAAGGCUUCUUCGACAACCAGGAACUGUACGCGCAGUUCGCCGUACCUUGGAAGCGCGGUGUAAUCCUCCACGGCGUCCCCGGCAACGGCAAAACCGUCUCCAUCAAAGCGCUCAUGGCCUCGCUCUACAAUCGUCCUGACCCCAUUCCCUCCCUCUAUGUCAAGUCCUUCGAGACAAACUGCCAGACAGAACAAUACGCAAUCCGUAAGAUCUUCCAGCAGGCGCGUAGCAUGGCGCCGUGCCUCUUGAUCUUCGAAGAUCUCGACUCGCUCGUCAAUGAUGAUAUCCGGAGCUACUUCCUGAACGAAGUCGAUGGUCUCGAGUCCAAUGACGGGAUCCUGAUGAUUGGUUCGACCAACCAUCUCGACAAGCUUGAUCCUGCGAUCUCGAAGCGUCCGAGUCGGUUUGAUAGGAAGUACCAUUUCAAGAUCCCUGAGGAGGAGGAGAGGAGGCUGUACGUUGAGUACUGGCGGAAGAAGCUGCUUAAGAACGAUACCGUCGAGUUCCCGGAGGAGCUGUGUGGCGUGAUUGCAAAGCUAUCUGAGGGCUUUAGUUUCGCGUACCUCAAGGAGCUGUUCGUCAUGGCGCUCCUGAGUCUCGUGAGAGGUUUCAAGGGCGAUGAUUUCGAGAUCGUGGAUGCCGAAGAAGCUGCGAGUGCGCCUGCCUCCGCCACCCCAACACCAGCCAACGAGAAGAAAGACGAAGAAAUCUGCAUCUGCAAGACCAAAUGCGCAACUUGCUCCAAACCACUCCCCCCAUCCACAUCCUCCGACGAGCAAGCAAAGAAGCAAGGCGAAGCUACCGAAGCCAAACAAGAAAUCAAGAAAAACAAGAUGGUCAUGCCUACCGUCGAUAUUCCGGAAAAUCUAAAGGACAAUCUGCUGCUGAAAGUGGUGCAACAUCAGAUCAGAGUGCUGUAUAUAGAUAUGGAUAACGAGAAGGAUGGGGCGCCGGCGAGUGCGAAGGUCAAGGUCGAGAGUGUGCUCCGACGUGACCCGGCGUCAGUGGAGAGGUGUGCAACUGUCUUCCCUGAUGGCCUGACAGUGAGCUAUCGCUGUCCUUUCAAGUUAAUGAGGGGAACUUCGUCCCCUGAAAGGCGCUCCCUCGGCUAG